UUACCCUUCAGUGUUCACAGGCAGCUUGUAAAUAGGAGCAGAAGAGGGUGAAAGUGUUUGCAUACAGUGCUGUCAGCUGAAAGAUGAAACAACCGGCAGGAAAGAGCGAUGCUGCUCAAUAUAACCCAGAAAGAAAGAUCUCCGGGUAAGAGCUGCUUUCUUUGGCAUUUCUAUAUGAGAUUACAGAGGUGAAGAAAUGGGCUCCUCAAGAUAAGGAUCCACUAAUGGAAACUUUGGGAUCUAAGGACACUUGACUCGGCAAAGCAAAAAAUAAAAAAUAAAAAUGGAUCCAGCUUCUCCCUGGAUCAAUGUUACUGAAGGAGCAGCCUCAAAUGGAUGUAAGGUUGGGUUAUUUGGAGAGGGACACUUUGGAGGCAAAUCCUGUAAGCAUGCUCAAGGCUUUUGAACCAGAGCUCAAGAGGAUCUAUUUAGACAUACCUUGCUUUUGAAAUUAUUUGAGGCAAUACCUGCACACAGACUCCUGCCAGUUUCUACAACUACCAAGAGAGGCAUACAGAGCAGCAGUUACAUGCUGGCCUUAGAUUACAGCAUAUUGCUUAAAUGCCUGUUUAUUCUGAGUGAGACAACCCAAUAUUUUCAGGAGCAUAAUUCAGAGUCUCUAGGCACUCUCUGAUUUUACCGAUUCAUUCUACUGUUGCCCAUUCACACAUCAGUGUCUUGCGACAGGAUUAUACGCAGUGUGAAUUUGACUUUGAGAACUUAGUUCCAUGCUAGUGACAAACCAGGGUGAGCUCAACUGUUACAUGAUGAAUGUACUGACCUUGGCUUUAUUUAUUUGGAAACUGCUUGGAAAGCUGUUAGUUUUCUUUGUCCUGUGCAUUCAAGUCAGCACCUUAAACAAUUGUACUCUCAGAAGAUGUCCCGAAGUUUGCAUUUGUACUGCUGAUCUCAUGAGUUGUGCCAAGAAGGAUCUUGAACAGGUCCCCAGCACCCUGCUUCCCACAGCCACUACCUUGGACCUCAGCUACAAUAACAUUACUCAGCUUAAUGACCACUGGCUGGCUGCCUUACCACGUCUCCAGACCCUCAGGAUCAGCCACAACAAGAUCCACAGUAUCAGCCGGCAAGUGUUCCACGAUGCCACUUACAUUUUACACCUGGACAUGUCUUCCAACUACCUGAGCACUGUGGAGAAGUACUACUUUGAUGGCCUUGUGAAGUUGGAGGAGCUCUUGCUAUACAACAACAAGAUUGUACAAGUCGAUCAAAAUGCUUUUGUCAAGUUAAUCAGAUUGCAAAAAGUCUACCUGAGUUGGAACAGGCUAACAAAAUUUCCAUUUGAGUCCAUUCAAAGACUUGAACACCCAUACCUGAGGACCCUGGAUCUGUCUGCUAACAACCUAAGCAGCAUUCCUGUUCAAGUAAUAGCAACUUUGCCCGGGUACAUAAAAAAUGGCUUGUACCUUCACAACAACCCUGUGAUAUGUGACUGCUCUCUUCAUCUGAUGCUCCAGGAAUGGAAGCACCGCGGUUUCAGUUCUGCGGAGGAUUUUGUAGAGGAGCACACCUGCAAAGCUUUCCCCAAUGUGCCACGUUCCUUAGUCAACACCUUCAAUUACAACAAGUAUAUUGGAGAUUGCUCCUGGAACCAAUUUGACAUUCCCCAAAUCCUCUGCCAAGUGGGAGAAUCCUUGGUAAUAGACUGCAACACGAGCCUCCAUAAUGACAAUGCCACAAACUACAGAUGGAUCUCUCCUAGACAUGAAUUAUUCAUGUACCCUGAGCACAGUAAUCAGGUGCAUCAACCUUUCAGAAAUGGAAGCCUAUUGAUCAGAAAGGGUACCCUUUCCCAUUCUGGCGUUUAUGUGUGCAUAGCCAUCAACGAGUUCCAACAGAUCAACCAGACGUUUGAAGUCAACAUCACAUUUCAAUACCCCAAACCACCCGAGUCUUUCAAUACUGGCCUCACAACCCUCUUAGGGUGUGUUGUAACCCUGGUACUUGUCCUCAUGUACUUGUACCUCACACCAUGUCGCUGCUCCAAGUGCUUCAAGAAGCCUGCAAGCCCCCCUCCAGACUGCAGUGCCCAAUCGUCCAUCCUUAGUACCACCCCGCCAGCCACAGAUGGGCCAAAUCGCAAGAUCAGCGCAAACAAGCAUGUUGUUUUCCUAGAGCCCAUCAAGGAAGCCCAGAAUGGCAAGGUCAGGUUGGCCGUUAGCGAGGACUUUCCAGAAGCUAAAAGCCCCAGACUCUUACAGCUCAAGCUGGACAAUGAAUCAAUCAGCUCAGUCUUUUCAGAUCCUCUCAUCAUGUCCUAUGAGGAACGAGAACAGAAACCGGCAGAUGGAUAGAAAGCAAUCCACAGGAAGGAUGCAGCCAAAGUGGGGGUGGGGAAGGUAUGGUGUCAAACCCCAUAUCCAUUGUGGGAGGGAGAGGAAAGACAAUAUAUAUUUACAAAGCAUCUCCUCACUGAAAGGCACAGAGGAAUUCUCUUCAUCUCCCUUGGAUGGACUACUGUGGUUUAUUCUUAAUUUCCUUCAUCUCCCCUGGAAGAUGGUGGAGGCCUUUUCUUCUAACAAUUCUAGUCUGACUGUCCCAGAAUCCAUUUG
Lacerta agilis (Sand lizard) is the source of this 2570-nucleotide messenger RNA. RefSeq names its product adhesion molecule with Ig like domain 3 (gene AMIGO3). The transcript has a single exon. NCBI's taxonomy places the organism in Eukaryota, Metazoa, Chordata, Lepidosauria, Squamata, Lacertidae. The coding region runs from base 729 to 2312 and encodes 527 amino acids. Gene Ontology annotation, molecular function: protein binding. Gene Ontology annotation, biological process: brain development. The record is from RefSeq and is a predicted model, not a curated record.